Molecule: messenger RNA, 6478 nt
Organism: Wasmannia auropunctata (little fire ant)
Lineage: Eukaryota; Metazoa; Arthropoda; Insecta; Hymenoptera; Formicidae
Gene: Fak
Product: focal adhesion kinase 1
Exons: 24
Coding region: 234-5489 (1751 amino acids)
Biological process (GO): signal complex assembly; protein phosphorylation
Cellular component (GO): cytoskeleton; focal adhesion
Molecular function (GO): ATP binding; protein tyrosine kinase activity
Source: RefSeq, a predicted model, not a curated record
CUCGCGCUCCAACACGCGCGCGCUCGUGACACAGAACCCUGCGAAAACGCAAACGGCGCGGCGCGGCGCACGCAAGUGGCCGUGCAGCAAGUGGCGGCGUGCACUCCUCUCCGACCGUGUGUGACUGCCCACAUCGGGAAAUCACGUCAGGUGGUGGGACCCUCCUCGCUGGGAUCUCGCGCGACGCACGGUAGGCUCCUCGAACACCGUCGUCCUCAUUAUCCCAUGAGGGGAUGAGCACUGGAGCAGGAGAUGGAGGUGGCGGCGGUGUCGGAGGUGUCCAGAGCAGCGGCGGCGGUAGGAACACCCCGCCGCAUGGCUCGCCCACCCCCAUGGACAAGGCGACCUUAAAAGUCCAUCUUCCGAACGGUGGCUUUAAUGUCGUCAAAUUCGGCGAUGCGAUCGACGUUAGGGGUAUCAUCUCUUUGGUAACUAGUCGACUAGCCGUUGGUACUAGACAUUAUCGAAAUCUGUACGCGAUGAGGCUACACCAUCCCGGAUCCGGAGAGAGUUAUUGGUUGCAUCAGGAUACAACGAUGUAUCAGGUACAAGAAAAGUAUGAGCGAAAACAUCCGCAUUGCGAGUGGAGGUACGAGUUGCGAGUGCGUUAUCUUCCUCAGAACCUGAAUGAUCUCUAUGAGAAGGACAAAGUCACAUUUUACUACUAUUACGAUCAGGUGCGAAAUGAUUACCUGCUUGCGAAUCACGCCACUCUGGAUCAGGACGUCGCGGUACAGCUCUGCUGCCUGGAGAUCCGCUAUUUUUUCAAGGACAUGCCGCAAAUCGCCCUGGACAAGAAGAGCAAUCUGGAAUACCUGGAGCGUGAGGUUGGUCUACACAAAUUCCUGCCGCGCUCCGUGCUGAACGGAAUGAAGCCGAAGGCGCUCCGAAAGUUGAUACAGCAACACUUUAAAAAAGUCGCGGCGUUGUCCGAACUCGAGUGCAUGUUCAAAUUCUUCGAUCUGCUGCGGGCGCACUAUCGAUUCGAUCAGGAGAGAUUUAUAUGCGCCUUAGGGUCAAGCUGGUCAAUACCUGUAGAACUAGUCAUCGGACCGGACUUGGGUAUAUCUUACAUGGCUCAUCGGGGCGGAACUGUACCAACGAGAAUGGCAGAAUUUUCGCAAAUACAGUCCAUCCAAACGUUGGUGUCGGAUUGCAAAGAGCACGCGAAGGCGUGCAUUAAACUGAGGGUCGCCGGUGCCGCGGAGACACUCAGUAUUACUUGUUCCAGUCUGGAUCAAGCGGAAAGCCUCGCGGAUUUGAUUGAUGGCUACUGUAGAUUGGUCACAGGCAGCAAUACAUCAUUGUGGAACAGAAAAGCUGGAUCGUGGAAAAAUUAUCCCUGUCCAUGCAAAGAUGCACAACCGCCGAAAUACAGGCAGGAUGGUACCAGCAGUCCAGCGGAAAAGAACGCGGGUAAAACUGGGACUAUCUUGUCCGAAGAUUAUGCGGAGAUCGUCGACGAAGAAGGGGAUUAUUCGACGCCAGCUACUCGAGAUUAUGAGAUAGUUCGAAAUCAAGUAGAAUUAGGCGAAAUCAUAGGCGAGGGACAAUUUGGUAACGUACAUAAGGGUUCGUACAAAGGAAGGGAUGGUCAAACUAUCGCCGUUGCCGUCAAGACUUGCAAGGUCGAUGCGGAUCUUGCCACUGCCGAGAAAUUCCUCGAGGAGGCUUAUAUAAUGCAACAGUUCGAGCAUCCGCAUAUUAUCAGAUUAAUCGGGGUCUGUUCAGAGGCGCCGAUUUGGCUCGUGAUGGAAUUAGCCAGACUCGGAGAGAUGCGCGCUUAUCUGCAGUCAAAUAAACACCGUCUGGACCUUGCCACACUUCUACUGUAUACCUUCCAAUUGAGCACUGCCCUCUCAUAUCUUGAAAGCAAGAAAUUCGUGCACAGAGACAUCGCGGCAAGAAACGUGCUGGUUUCGUCGCACAACUGCGUCAAAUUGGCGGACUUCGGCCUUAGUAGAUGGGUGGAAGAUCAGAGUUACUAUACCGCGAGCAAAUGUAAGCUGCCAAUCAAAUGGAUGGCGCCGGAAAGCAUAAACUUCCGAAGAUUUACGACUUCGUCCGACGUUUGGAUGUUUGGUGUAUGUAUGUGGGAAAUUUUGAUGUUAGGCGUAAAACCAUUCCAAGGCGUGAAGAAUAACGAAGUGAUACGCAAGCUGGAGAACGGAGAAAGACUCGCGCUUCCCAAUCACUGUCCGCCACGAUUAUACUCUCUAAUGUCUCAGUGUUGGAGCUACGAACCCAGCAAGAGACCGACGUUCAAAGAAAUUAGAGAGACUUUACACGAGAUUUUGUUAGAAGAAAAACAUCAGCAGCAGGAGACGAUGAGACGAGAGAACAGAAGGGUACAAGCCAUGUCCUGGGGUGCAGACGAUGUGCCGCCACCGAAACCCUCCCGGCAACCGCAAAGUACGACGGAGCAGUCGCAAUUGUCCGCGGCGCCGGUGUCCACGUACAUCGUCGCGCAAAGUCCCGAGGUGCUCGCGCAGCUACUCAAGGACAACCAAGCCAGAGGGGUAUGUCCCUCCGUGUACACGACACCCGCGUCCCCCUUCAACACCCUGGCGGUGCAAUUUCAGGACGAGGAUCAAGUCCUGACCACCGCCCUAGUGUCCGACUUACCCUUCUUCGACCCCGCGCUCUCCGAACCGCCGUCCAUCACCGCGCUCGACACCACCCAGUCGGGCGGUGACUCCACUCUCUCCGACACCAAUCUGGACUCCCUCGAUUCCACGGAUAACACUCCCCUCAUGUCGAGCCUGAGCAUUUCAGACACGGCAGCGCAGACGCAGUCGCCCGCCGCCAACCGAAAGCAGCAGAAGGUUAAAGAGAUGCAAAACUUGUACGCGGUUAGUUCGAAGGUGGUCAGUAGCAACACGGGGGGGGACCUGUACUCCCCCGUGCAGAAAUUCUCCGUGUCCAGCGCCGUUCCGCCGCCGGCCGCGGCCGCGUCAGUCGCCCCGCCGUCGGCCGCGGUCGCGGGCAACACCUGCGGCGAGAUAUACGGACCGGUCGCUAGUUUCACCCAGAGCUCGGCUAUCGUUGGUAAUCUCAGUCAAAGCGCUAGCUUAGGUGGUAAUUACGGUGAGAAUCCCGGGAACUUCGGCCCUAGUAGUUUAGGCAGCAGUAUUGUAAUAACGAAUAGUGGUAGCCAAGCGCAGUUCGCCAGCGUCGGCGUUAGUAGUAGUAGUAGCAGCGGCGGCGGCGGUGGUGGUGGUGGUGGUAGUGGCGUUAUUUACUCUCGUAAUAUUAGCCCGGCGAACGUAGUAGGUAGUUCCGUGUCCAAUGCGGAAUGUUUGUACGGUCCGGUGCUCAAGUUCCGCGCGCAGAACGCCCAACCGCAGUUGGCCGUAGCCGCGACCGCGACCGCGACCGCGGGCGAGUUGAAGCCCGUCGGCGCGGCAGUCGGAAAUUACGGUCAAGCCGGCAGAGGCAAUCUGGUGGCGCAGAGUCUGCAGUCGCAGCCGAUGUAUGCGCAGAAUUAUCCGCACCAGCAGAUCUACUCGAACAUCGCCCAGCCGGGACAGCAGCCCAUGUAUCUGCUGCAAAUGCAGCACGCGCAGAAUAUCACGCGGCAGAACGCGGCCGUGCCCCAGGCGGUGUCCUACGCGGCGAUACAGCACACUAAUCAGCAGCAGUCCCAGCUGAGCGGCGCCAGUCCCAUUUACACGGCCCACGCCGCGUCCGUGUCGGUGGUCCAAGCUCAGAAGGUGCACAUGCCGAAUUACGCUCACCAACCGCAGCCCGGGAUCAGCGGCGGUCAAGCGGCCGCGACUGCUCAAGCGACCGGCGCUUCGAAUCAAUCGGCGAGCAUUGGGAUAAUGCAAGCUUCCUCCUCCGUUCCAUCGCACUUCGUCAUGUCGUCCUCGGCGACCCAACAGGGCGUCCAUUCGAUCCCGUACAUGGUAGACCAACCACAGCAACCGAGUUCCCUCGGCUCGAUCGAUUAUACUCACGUUAACGUCGGCAACGUAAUGACGAGUAUGAAUACCGGUGCGCACCAACAGCAAGCGGUGGCGCAACCGCAGAUGGCCGGCGGCGUCGCCGCGAAGGCGGCGAUUAUAUCGCAAGUCGCGACCGGCGUCGCCAAGAUCACCACCUUCGUGACCACGCAAAAGCAGGACGAGCAGUUGACGAGCUCGACCGACGGCACGCUCUCCGGCUCUUUGAUCUCUUCCGCUGUCAGCGACAGCACCGUGUCGUCUAGCAGCUCGAUGACAGAGGAGGCACAACAAGAUCAGAGAAACGUACAUUCGCAACUGUUCGACAGCAUGAUUGACAAUUUCAACAGCGGCAUUGACGACGAGCAGAAGCUACUGGAGCAACGGUUGUUGGAACAACAACGACAGUCCGAAGAGGAUAGCCGCUGGCUCGCUAGAGAAGAGAAACGCUUAUCGAUUGCUACGAGUGGUGAUGAAAGUGCUAGUCCCCCGAUUCCACGAUCGGUUACUCAAUCACCGAGCCACGAGCCGCAUUCUGCCAAUACUGGCUCCCUCGGCUCGGACAAGAGUUCUGAUAAAGUAAUUGUAGUAAAGAAGAUGGAACCUACUCCCACGGCAGAUUUAGACAGAACUAACGAUAAAGUAUACGAUUGCACGACAAGCGUCGUUCGUGCAGUUAUGUCAUUAUCGCAAGGUGUUCAACAGAGCAAGGCUGAUCAGUAUUUAGACCUAGUGCGUAGAGUAGGUAUCGAAUUAAGAGCAUUACUAUCCUCCGUGGACGUUCUGGUAGAAAUAUUGCCAAUAUCCGCGCAUCGCGAAGUAGAAAUGGCACACAAGGUGUUAAGCAAGGAUAUGGCGGAGCUCGUCGCCGCCAUGAAACUGGCGCAAAAUUACAGCGCCACUACGUUGGAUGCUGAAUAUCGAAAGGGAAUGCUUUCCGCGGCUCAUAUCUUGGCCAUGGACGCGAAGAAUCUCUUAGACGUAAUCGAUUCCAUCCGCAUUCGUUAUCCGUACGUGGACAGUCAGAUUUGCCAAAGGCAGUGCGAUGUUGUUAACCGUACGCGGGAAUCCACGCCCGAGAAUCGCAUUCGCUCGAGUCAGUCGGGCGAGCAGUUCCUGAGGAGAAGUCAGUCGACCGAACGACAAGGAUCGACCUUCAGACAGAGCCAAAGCGGUGAUUUGUUGCACAGAAUGGGUCAGUCCGUAGACCGAUCUUCGCCGGGAAGCCAAUCCGAUCUCAAUUCCGGCAGCAGCUUAGAAAGAAGACACAAUAUAGUAACUAACAGUCUUGAACGUAACUCAACGGCGAGAAGGCAAAUGGCGACUAAUAGUUUAGAGAGGAAGAGACCCUCACUGACGUGUAACGCGGGGCCUAUGAAUAAUUCUAUUAAUUGUCUGCCUAUGGUGCCAGUCACUUGCAAUUUGGUACAGACUGCGAGUCCCGUCAUACAUCCGAGUCAGUCGGUCACGACGGGCGUCAAUCAACAGACUGUGUUUACGGCCAACAGUAAAGUCGCAAAUGAGACUUCGGUGAACGACAGCUAACAACGAGGUGCCUUAAAUUGAGGACUACUUCGGAUCAUUGCUUAGCACGUGUAUAUAAAUAGACGAUAUACUACCAAGUUACCCGUGUGUACACAUCUACAUCGUCGAUAACUUUAACAACGGGAGAAUCUAGUAUUUGUGCUUUUCAGCUCUUUUUAACAUUUAAAUAAAUGCAGACAUUUUAUCUACGCGUACUUAUGGAUAAGCCAGUAUUCGUUAGUCAUAAUGGUAGAGUAGGAAGUUUAUCACUAGAGAAUUUAAGUCACAGCUAUAAUGAAAUCACAACUCCAAAGGAUUUAGGAUUAUCGUUACUAUUUGUUAUGCAUCGGAUGUCCCAACGAGAUUUGAAUUGAGCGUCAUUUUCAUCUUGCAGCCGCUCACAUUUGGGACACAUGGAUCCCAAAUCAAGUAAAGACGGAGUUAGAUCCUAAAAAAUUAGAGGCCGUACGAUAAUUUCCUAGGCCUAAAAUGUUUAAAAAUAUUAAGCAAUUCCUUCCACUAGCGGGAUAUUAUAAAAGAUUUAUUAAAAUCAAGUUUGGUUGAAAAUUUCGUCAAAAGAGCAAGAGUAUAAGAGACAUUUGUUGGAUAUUGUGUUCCACACUUAAUCGCAAUUAUACUAAAAUGAAACUAUCAACACUUCGAAUAAGUGUUUUAUUAAAAAAUUAAAUCUUGCACUCUAAUUGGGACAUCCGAUACGAUGAGGCACGUACGAGGUGACGCAAAGUUGCGUUUUGUCAUGAAGACAGGAGCAUAGUGAUGCCAGUGAUUUUAUUAACAUUAAUAAAUGAGGCAAAGGUCAUCAAAUUUAUUUACACGCCGUUCGUAUUUAUUCCAGCAUCGCACAUUCGCGUUUUUUUUACUUUUGACAAUUUCUCGAUUUUAUCUACGUCAUCUCGUAUAAUCAGCUGAUAAUGUAUACGUACAUACAAACGUAUUUUAGAGGUGUGUAUGUAUAUGUUUAUAAAUAUAUAUUUAAAUGCGAACAAUAU